Molecule: messenger RNA, 1539 nt
Organism: Vitis riparia (riverbank grape)
Lineage: Eukaryota; Viridiplantae; Streptophyta; Magnoliopsida; Vitales; Vitaceae
Product: cinnamoyl-CoA reductase 1-like
Exons: 6
Coding region: 105-1076 (323 amino acids)
Molecular function (GO): oxidoreductase activity, acting on the CH-OH group of donors, NAD or NADP as acceptor
Source: RefSeq, a predicted model, not a curated record
AUAUAAUUAUUGUUACGACAGUGGAAUCUGAGAAAAGGCAGUUAGUGUACUACAAUUUUGAUCUUUUGCAGCAGACUGAAUGUAGACUACAAGGAGAGUGAGAAAUGGACGGGCAAGGCAAGGUGGUGUGCGUGACCGGAGCUUCUGGGUACAUAGCCUCAUGGCUUGUGAAGCUCCUUCUCCAACGCGGCUACACCGUCAAAGCCACAGUUCGAGACCCAAAUGAUCCAAAGAAGACAGAACACUUGCUUGCACUUGAAGGUGCUAAAGAAAGGCUUCAUUUGUUUAAAGCAAACUUACUUGAAGAAGGAUCCUUUGAUUCUGUGGUUGAUGGAUGUGAUGGAGUAUUUCAUACAGCAUCCCCAGUUGUGCUGAUAGUUGACGAUCCCCAGGCACAACUAAUUGACCCAGCACUAAAAGGAACAAUGAGCGUUCUAGGAUCUUGUGCAAAAGUUCCAUCUGUCAAAAGAGUAGUUGUAACAUCAUCUAUGGCUUCAGUUGCAUUCAAUGGGAAACCUCUAGCUCCUGAUGUGCUAGUUGAUGAGAGUUGGUUUUCAGAUCCAGUUUUCUGUGAGAAAUCAAAGCUAUGGUAUAUGCUUUCAAAGACAUUAGCUGAGGAGGCUGCUUGGAAGUUUGCAAAAGAGAAUGGGAUUGACAUGGUUACAAUAAAUCCAGGGUGGGUGAUUGGCCCUCUCUUACAGCCUACUCUUAAUCUAAGUGUGGAGGAAGUUCUGAAGCUACUAAAAGGAGAUACAUUUCCCAAUAAAACACAUCGAUGGGUUGAUGUUAGAGAUGUUGCCAUGGCACAUAUUCAAGCAUAUGAGCUUCCAACGGCUAGAGGCAGAUACUGUUUAGUAGGGAGCAUUUUACACUGUUCUGAGACAAUGAAGAUUUUGCGCAAGCUCUACCCUGCUUUAAACCUACCUGAGAAAUGUGCAGACGAGAAGCCUUAUGAACCAACCUAUAUGGUGUCCCAGGAGAAAACUAAAAGUUUGGGCUUCGGCUUCACUCCUCUGGAGGUGACCCUGAAGGACACUGUGGAAAGCUUGAGGGAGAAGAACUUUGUCAGUUUCUGACACAUGGUAUAGCCAUGCAAAUGAAUCAUAAACAAAAAAUGGUGUCUUCUUGGUAACUUCAUUGUUAAGUGUGUUGGAGUCAUAUAUCUUCUAAUAUGUUCAUGGUAAGCAAUCCCCAAGACAUGCUACAAGUUCUCCAAAAGAAAGCCAACAGCAUAUAAAAAGCAGCAACUUCUAUUUCCGCUUCUGCUCAACAACAAAAGCUAUCAACUAUCCUAAAUGGGCACCAAGGAGAUUCGUAGACCUUAGGCCCCUUCCAAACUAGAUUUUUUGUUUGGGAAGUAACUGAGGAAGAUUUUCACUUGUCAUUAACUUAUGCAGAGGUUGAUAGCUAACAAACAUGUAAGGACACGGUGAGCUCUGUCUUUGGAAAUGUAUGCAGUGAGGUGGCAUGGCCCAUUACCUUCAUUCUGUGAUUGGCUGCUCUACCAUUCCAAAACAAGGGAAAAUUAUGCUUACUGAA